AUGGAGGAAGUUGUAGCAGAGCCGCCGCAGGUUAUUCCUCCGGUUGUUAUGGAAUUCGAAAAGGAGAUUGAAGAUGAUGACGACGACGAUCUCUCUCUUUCGUCAGAUUCCGAUAUCGGUGAAGCUCUUGACUGGCUCGACGGUAAAGACGAUGACGAGCUCAUUGGUGGUGGGUUCUCUCUCCACGCGCGUCGCCCUAAUGCCCACGGUGGACAUGGAGCUCGUCCUAAUUCCAGCGCUCUUCAGCCUAUUUCAAACAAGGCGCAGAAGCUUUCUAGUCACGUCCGUGCUUCCCCUUUGGAGGGAUGGGAAGGCAGAGAUAAAGUUGGAAUGUCGAAUUCUGUAACGACUGCGAUUCGUGGAAGUCUCAGAGAUACGGAAAUUGGAAGAAGCAGAAACACUGAUAAAGCAGAUAGAGCAACAGUUGAACAGGCUCUUGAUCCGAGAACACGUAUGGUUUUGUUCAGGAUGCUUAAUAGGGGUGUGUUCAAUGAUGUUAAUGGCUGUAUUUCAACAGGCAAAGAAGCAAAUGUUUAUCAUGCUACGAAAUCUGACGGUGCGGAACUUGCAAUAAAAGUGUACAAGACAUCCGUUCUUGUUUUCAAGGAUCGAGAUCGGUAUGUACAAGGAGAUUACCGUUUUAGACAUGGCUACUGUCGCCACAACCCCCGUAAGAUGGUGAAGACAUGGGCUGAAAAGGAACACAGAAAUCUUAAAAGGCUUCAGGCAGCAGGAAUUAGGUGUCCAGUUCCUAUCCUUCUACGACUUCAUGUUCUAGUCAUGGAGUUUAUAGGAAGGGAUGGUUGGGCUGCACCGCGUCUCAAGGAUGCUGCAUUAUCACUGGACAAGUUAAGGGAGACGUAUCUAGAGUUGAUAAUUCAAAUGCGAGUAUUGUAUCAGAAGUGCAAAUUGGUGCAUGGAGAUCUCAGUGAGUAUAACAUACUUUAUUUCGAGGGACACCUUUAUAUAAUUGAUGUUUCACAAUCUGUGGAUCUGGACCAUCCUCUUGCCCUCAAUUUUCUACGGGAAGAUUGUGACCACGUCUCAGAUUUUUACAGAAAACAUGGUGUAGCCGUUAUGACUAUACGGGAGCUAUUUGACUUCAUUGUUGAUCCGUCAAUUUCAGACGAAUCUGUUGAUAGCUAUUUGGAAGAGGUCCAACGUAAAGUUAUUGAACGAGGAGAGAUAUCCGUAGAGGAUGAAAUUGCGGAUUCAGUAUUCAUGAAGUCAUACAUACCGAAAUCUCUGGACGCUGUGAAGAAUCCUGAAGCUGAUGUUGAGAAGAUAACGAGCGGGCAGGACACAGGAGAUAUGUUGUACCAAACAAUAACAGGGCUUAAGGAUGCUCUUCCUAAAAUAGAUGAGACGCAAAUAAAGGUGGAUGUUGAAGAGGCAAAAGAGGAAGAAGAAGAGAGUGAAGGAGAAGAAGAAGAUGAUGAAAGUGAAAGUGAUGAAGAAUUGGGUCCUGAAGACAAGAAAGCUGCAAGAAAAGAUCACAAGAAGAAAGUGAAAGAGGAGAGGAGAGAAGCUAGGAAGAACAAAACACCCAAAUCUGUCAAGAAGAGAAAGAAGAAAAUCUCUAAACCGCACAAGACCCGUUAA
Messenger RNA from Thlaspi arvense, 1602 nucleotides. The record is from the annotation of a GenBank genome assembly. NCBI's taxonomy places the organism in Eukaryota, Viridiplantae, Streptophyta, Magnoliopsida, Brassicales, Brassicaceae.